AUGGAUGCCAAUCCAUCCUUCUCGCUGUCAUGUCUCUACAGAAGCGAUCCAAUUUAUUCGCUCUGUGCCUCAGAUUUAAUGACCGCUUCUCAAACUGUGAACAAUAAUUUCAUAAAGGAACAGAAGCAACUUAUGAAGGUAACGUUCUUCUUUUUACUGUGUUAUUUUGUAUUUUAAUAUUUUCCUUCUGUUUCGCUUGUUUGAAUAUAACCCACAUAUUUAGACUUGUGUUUAACUUUAUUAACUUAUAGCAUACAAUUGUCGGCUAUAUUUUACUAGGCUUGUUACAAGAUUGUUUAGCUGAUUCAACUGAUUCAAAUGUUGAGUUGCAGAUUGCAUAAAUAGCCUAUUCAUGUUCCUAUAAGCAUAUAUUCACUUUUCAUUGAAAGUUAGAAGCAUCACGUGACUUUCAAUAAUUUCAGUUACUGCUCUGUUAACUGUGUAAAUAAUUGUCUAGGCAGUGAAACUAGCUGGUGACUUAUUCAUUUUCAGCUUAACCCUUUACACUCGUGGGAAUUGGCCAAUAUGGAUAGGGCUAAAUUGAAAUGUUUCUUACAGAAGAGAUAUGAAAAGCAUUUGGAUAACAAUGGUAGCAAUUGAAAGGGAACAGUUUGGAGAUUAUGGGGAAAUUAUUAGACCAAAGGUGAGGACACAACAGUUCACCUGACACAAAACAGAAUCCAAACAUUACACUGUGUGGUCCUCUGUAGCUCAGCUGGUAGAGCACGGCGCUUGUAACACCAAGGUAGUGGGUUACACACCCAUACAAACAAAACAAAAAAAUAUGUAUGCACGCAUGACUGUAAAUCGCUUUGGAUAAAAGCGUCUGCUAAAUGGCAUAUUAUUAUUACUUGAUUUUAUGUGGUCCUCUGUAGCUCAGCUGGUAGAGCACGGCGCUUGUAACGCCAAGGUAGUGGGUUCGAUCCCCGGGACCACCCAUACACAAAAAUGUAUGCACGCAUGACUGUAAGUCGCUUUGGAUAAAAGCGUCUGCUAAAUGGCAUAUUAUUAUUAUUAUUAUUAUUAUGUGCAUUUUACAUUUACUGUACUUUUCGCCGCAUUUGUUGAUAGCGAAAUCUGAAAAUACUGGAUACAUUAAGUAGCAUGAUAAGAAUAUUCCUGGAAAAUGUGGGGUAGGCAAGGGUUUGAGUGAGAGGACUAACUUGUGUCUCCAAGUGGCCACACACCUCUCCAAAGUGUACACAGUUCCUAAGUAAUUUCAAUGCACUUUUAUGACUCAAAUAAGAGUCUUCAACUGCAGUGCAUUCAGAAAGUAUUCAGACCCCUUGACUUUUUCCACAUUUUGUUAUUACGUUACAGCCUUAUUCUAAAAUGGAUUAAAUCGUUUUUUCCCCUCAAAUCUACACACAAUACCCCAUAAUAACAAAGCAAAAACUGUUUUUUAGAAAUUUUUGCAAAUGUAUUAAAGAUACAAAACUGAAAUAUACAUUAACAUAAGUAUUCAGACCCUUUACUCAGUACUUUGUUGAAGCACCGUUGACAGCGAUUACAGCCUCGAGUCUUCUUGGGUAUGACGCUACAAGCUUGGCACACAUGUAUUUGUGGAGUUUCUCACAUUCUUCUCUGCAGAUCCUCUCAAGCUCUGUCAGGUUGGAUGGGGAGCGUCGCUGCACAGCUAUUUUCAGGUCUCUCCAGAGAUGUUCGAUCGGGUUCAAGUCCGGGCUCUGGCUGGGCCACUCAAGGACAUUCAGAGACUUGCCCGAAGCCACUCCUGCGUUGUCUUGGCUGUGUGCUUAGGGUUGUUGUCCUGUUGGAAGGUGAACCUUCACCCCAGUCUGAGGUCCUCAGCGCUCUGGAGCAGGUUUUCAUCAAGGAUCUCUCUGUACUUUGCUCCGUUCAUCUUUCCCUCCAUCCUGACUAGUCUCCCAGUCCCUGUCGCUGGAAAACAUCUGCACAGCAUGAUGCUGACACCACCAUGCUUCACCGUAGGGAUGGUGCCAGGUUUCCUCCAGACGUGACGCUUGGCAUUCAGGCCAAAUAUCUUGGUUUCAUCAGACCAGAGAAUCUUGUUUAUCAUGGUCUGAGAGUCCAAGCGGGCUGUCGUGUGCCUUUUACUGAGGAGUGGCUUCCGUUUGGCCACUCUACCAUAAAGGCCUGAUUGGUGGAGUGCUGCAGAGAUGGUUGUCCUUCUAGAAGGUUCUCCCAUCUCCACAGAGGAACUGUGGAGCUCUGUCAGAGUGACCAUCGGGUUCUUGGUCACCUCCCUGACCAAGGCCCUUCUCCUCCGAUUUCUCAGUUUGGCCGGGCAGCCAGCUCUAGGAAGAGUCUUGGUGGUUCCAAACUUCUUCCAUUUAAGAAUGAUGGAGGCCACUGUGUUCUUGGGGACCUUCAAUGCUGCAGAAAUGUUUUUGUACCCUUCCCCAGAUCUGUGCCUCGACAAAAUCCUGUCUCGGUGCUCUACGGUCAAUUCCUUUGACCUCAUGGCUUGGUUUUUGCUCUGACAUGCACUGUCAACUGUGGGACCUUAUAUAGACAGGUAUGUGACUUUCCAAAUCAUGUCAAAUCAAUUGAAUUUACCACAGGUGGACUCCAAUGAAGUUGAAGAAACAUCUCAAGGAUAAUCAAUGGAAACAGGAUGCACCUGAGCUCAAUUUCGAGUCUCAUAGCAAAGGUUCUGAGUACUUAUGUAAAUAAGGUAUUUUGGAAUUUUAUUUUUUGUCAUUAUGGGGUAUUGUGUGUUGAUUGAUGAGGGAAAUGUUUUUCUUUAAUCAAUUUUAGAAUAAGGCUGUAACAUAACAAAAUGUGGAAAAAGUAAAAGGGUCUUAAUACUUUCCGAAUGCGCUGUAUAUGGUGCUUUUUUUAUAGCUCUCCUAGCUGUGCUGUUGAGGAACUAGAGCAAGCACACUUGUAGUUAUUUUGUUUAGAACACAACCCUGCAUCCCAGCAAUCACACAAUUACUGUUGUUGUUUACAAAAUCCAAAAACGUCCAUUAUAAAUCGCAAUCUGGGUCAGGUGGGCAACAUUUGAUAGGUUGUUCUAUUGCCAACAUGACUAGCUAAGUUAUAAAAUAUGAUAUUAGUGUUAGGCUUUCACAAGGCAAUUCAGGGAAACAGAUCAUAGUUUUGGUGCGCAUAGAAAUGAGUCAUGAGUGCAUUCAGGUGCGUGUGCCUCGGUUACUGUUCUUCACAAUAAACAAACGGGCUCAUUCUGUUCAGAACAACCCAGGGUGUUGACGCCAUGUCAUCUUGUAAAUGUACAUCAAACAUAGUGAUCAUAAACAUUGACACUGUUUAUGGUAAGAGUUUUAUGAUAUGGAAAUUUGAAGUGCACAUUUUGGUGUUAGGCUUUUUUUUUGGGGGGGGGGGGGGGGGGUAGAUCAGCUUUAAUAUUGCAGAUUGUAACUUCCAUCAAUGUAAUUGUCUGCAUCACUUCCAAUCCCCCAUAUGUUGUUUUUUCUCGCAAAUAUAUAUACAUACAUACACAUAUACAUAUCCUUAAAAAAAAUAUAUUUCCCUUUAUUACUUUCCAACCCCCACCACCCCUUCCCUAAUUGGAGUAAACUAGUGAACAACAAUGCUUAGGCCUCUACUUCCAGCUUAUACAUACUAUAUACAUUUUAUGGACACAGUCAAUUUUACAAUAAUUAUAUUUUGUUUGUUUUUACUCCUGAACUUCCUCUACCCUCAACCUCUCCAAUCAUUUUCAUGAUGUCCAUCUGGUUUGCUUCUAUAUGCCAUAUCUUUCUAACUGUGCUCUUUCACAAAAGCUCUCAACCUAUAACCUAUAUACUUAUUAUGGGCACAGUAUGCUUUACAUUAGUUAUCUUGUUGUUGUUAGUUGUUAUUAGUCCCAUCCUUCAACUCCAUUCAACACCACCCAUCUAUCUCUUAACACCAUCCAUAUUGGAUUUCUAUUUGCCAUAUAUUUUUCAACUGUACUGUGAUGUUUGGCUUGUUUGUAUGACAUCACAGUGGUAUUUAUUCUAAUCCUCAAUGUUUUAUCUUUCAAAAUACAUAGUCCUCUUCAAUGAGCAUUUCCCUCACUCAGACAACAGAAAAGUGGCCCAAUUAGCAACAAAAAAAAACAUAUACAUUCUGUUCUCAGCAUCAACAAAACUCUCUAUCCUCUAUUUUGUUAAGUUUGUUCAGGUGUGUUGGCCGCCCCCACUAAUUGGCCACACCCAAUCUUAAUGAGUUCUUGUUUCCUUUGAAAUAUGGUCUGUUUGAAAAUACUAAAAUUAACAGCUUUGUAUGCGUAAAAAACAUGGCAUGCUAGCUCCAUCCUGGUGGUUCAGUGGACUAAUUCCAUGGAUAGAGAACAGAAGAUUAUAGGUUUGAAUCGUGCUGAUGCCGUGUCACAAUAAAUAAAUAUAUGUUUUGCUUGAUUAAUGCCUAAGGACAUUUAUUUCCAUGUGUCCUAUCUGUGCUUGGAGUUAAAAAAAAGUUAACCCCAAAGAAGUUAGCAGUGUUAUUAAAAGUCUUAUUGAAACAUAUUGAACGUUUUAAGGAAGUUAUUCAAAAACCUCUAAAUAACCUAUAAUUUCCAUUCUCAGAGCAUUAAUAAAACCUCCCAGGGAAACUUUCUCGGAACCUCCCUGCAACAUAAAAAUAAUCGUUCCCAGAACAGGCGAAAUUUUCACUUCUGUUCUUAGAAUGCUUAAAAAUCCUUCAGUUUUACCAGUCAGGAAACAUAUGGCUUCAUUCACACAACCAAUGUGAAACUAAAAACACACAUUCCCACAACUUCCAAAGAACCAAAUGUGCUAGCUGGGUAUGCAAAAGGGUAGUGUUUUUGUUUCAUUUUGAUCAAAUAUUCAAAAGUGCAUAAAUCUCUUGGUAAUGUCCAUAUAUUUUUGUCUUUAUUUACAUAAUGCAAUAUUUCCCUCAAAAUAAAUCACAACAAAUACUAUUUCUCAGCUCCACGGUCUUUGAUGUCAGUGGUGCAGAUUAAUUGGCAAACGUGAUGUCCCCAAAAUGGAGACUCAAAUUAGACCCAUGGCAACUGGCGGUCUAGUCACACAUUUACAACCCUAUUAAUGUAAUUCAUGUUCCUUUUAGAUCUGUUCAGUAUAGUCUGUGGUUCUGCAGAGGACACCCAGUACCUAACAAAUAGAGAGGGAAAAAAACAGUAUUCCAACUCAGUCUUCACUAUCUGGCCAGGCUGGGAAGGGUGGGAGUACACAUUCUAACUACAACCAUGUGAUUUCAAGUAAUGUCAACCACUAGUCCUAACUUUAACCCUAACCUUAGCCCUAACUGUACUGACAAGAUAAAGAACAAAUAUCUCAUGCACUUGCUCAACAGAUCAAAUGACACUGCUACUUUUGUCCAUUCCAACAUGGCCGUUUAGUCACUUCCUCCCUUGCUCUCCCUUUCUCUGGUCAUUUCCCCUCUGUCCAGACUCUGAAGAGGCUGGAGCAGCAGCAGCUCACCUGCAUGCGUCAGCUGAGUGAGGAGCAGAGGACCUUUGCCUUCGUCAUGAACAAGAGGCUUAGCCAGAGGGGCCCUACGAGGCCUCAAACGCUCCCCUCCACCUCAGCCUCCUCCAUCUCCCCUCCGUCCGUUACGGGUUCCCAGUCCGCCCCGGCUGCCCUCGCCACCCGCACUGGGGCCAACAGAGCUGGCAGUGCCAAGAGCGCCAACAGCAGAGUCAAGUUUGAGCAGUCUUCUUCCAGCCUCUUGCCGUGGGCAGUGACAUUGCAGAAGAAGAGUAUGGAGACACAAGGCAGGGAGGCAAGUGAGACGAUCACUGUGAGUGGUCCUCUGUUCCAGAUCCUGACCUGACCAUGAGCUGCAUUACUCUGAGUGACCGCUGUAAUGGCUGCCGAAAUUACGUUUCUUUCUGUACAGGUGGCCUUUUUGGUAGGAUGAGAAAUAUCUGUUUUGUUAAUUACUAUUCUCUCUUUUUUUUUUUUUAGGUUUUGAAGGAGUAUGGGGCAUCGGCUGGUCAAAGGUGUUGUUGUGAAUGUGGUCACACCAGGGAGCUGUUGGACAGGAGACUGAGCUGUCCAGCCAUAUUACAGAGGCAUCACUCUUGA
Coregonus sp. 'balchen' is the source of this 5999-nucleotide messenger RNA. Lineage: Eukaryota; Metazoa; Chordata; Actinopteri; Salmoniformes; Salmonidae. The record is from the annotation of a GenBank genome assembly.